AUGGCUUGUAGACUUCAUCUGGUUUUGAUCAUCUCCUACGUUCAUCUGAUUUGCUUAUCAAGUCAACAAGAUACCGAGUUUGUCUACAAUGGCUUCGAUAAAGCAGAUCUUUUCAUCGAUGGUCUGGCCAAGAUCCUACCUGGUGGGCUUUUGCAGUUGACAAAUACCACAGAGUUGCAAACAGGUCAUGCUUUCUUCAAGCAGCCGUUUGAUUUUGAUCAAUCUUCAUCACUCUCCUUCUACACACAUUUCGUGUGUGCGCUGGUGCCUCCUAAGUUAGGAGCUGAUGGUGGCCAUGGGAUUGCUUUUGUUGUAUCUCCUUCCAUGAAUCUCUCUCAUGGAUCUGCAACUCAGUUCUUGGGCGUCUUUAGCAUCUCAACGAAUGCGACUUCCUCUUCUCAUCUGCUGGCUAUUGAGCUUGAUACUGUCAAGACAGUAGAGUUUAAUGAGCUUGAAAAGCCUCAUGUUGGGAUUGAUGUGAACAGCCCCAUCUCUCUUGAAUCUGCUCUUCCUUCUUACUUUUCCAACACGUUAGGUAAGAAUAUAAGCAUAAAUCUCUUGAGUGGGGAGCCUAUCCAGGUAUGGGUGGAUUACGAUGGUUUCUUGCUAAAUGUUUCUCUGGCUCCUAUAGAAAUCAACAAACCAGACCGGCCUCUUAUAUCAAGAUCCAUCAAUCUGUCAGAGAUAUUUCAAGAAAAGAUGUAUGUUGGCUUCUCUGCAUCAACAGGGAACCUUCUCAGUAACCAUUAUAUACUUGGAUGGAGUUUUAGUAGAAGCAAAGAGCGUUUACAGAGCUUGGACCUCUCUAAACUCCCUCUUGUUCCUCUUCCUAGAGAGAAGGAAAAGAAACUAUCUCCACUGAUUAUUGGUUUGGUCGUCCUAUUGAUGAUCCCUAUGCUGAUGGUUCUUGCAGGAGUUUAUGUGUAUAGGAGAAAAAAGUAUGCAGAAGUAAGAGAAUCUUGGGAAAAAGAAUAUGGUCCACACAGAUUCUCAUACAAGUCUCUGUACAAAGCAACGAAUGGGUUUAGCAAAGACUGUCGUGUUGGGAAAGGUGGUUUUGGUGAAGUCUACAAAGGAACUCUGCCUCUAAACAGAGAUAUAGCUGUGAAGAGACUGUCACACGAUGCAGAGCAAGGAAUGAAACAGUUUGUGGCAGAAGUUGUAACAAUGGGAAGUUUACAGCACCGGAACUUGGUUCCUCUUGUUGGGUACUGCAGGAGGAAAGGUGAGUUGCUUCUGGUCUCUGAGUACAUGCCUAAUGGUAGUUUUGACCAGUACUUGUUUCAUGACCAAAACCCUUCUCCUUCAUGGUUGCAAAGGAUCUCUAUUCUUAAGCAUAUUGCCUCGGCUCUCAGUUACUUACAUACAGGAGCCACACAAGUUGUUUUGCACCGGGAUAUAAAAGCUUCUAACGUCAUGUUAGAUGGUGAAUUUAACGGAAGGUUAGGAAAUUUUGGUAUGGCCAGGUUUCAUGACCCUAGAGGCAACUUAUCUGCAACAGCCGCCGUGGGAACCAUAGGUUACAUGGCUCCUGAGCUAAUAACAACAGGAACUUCUACGAAAACCGAUGUGUAUGCCUUUGGUGCUUUCCUUCUUGAAGUAACUUGUGGAAGACGACCUGUGGAACCUGAGAUGCCAGUUGAAAAGAAGUAUUUGGUUAAGUGGGUCUGCAAAUGCUGGAAACAAGCUUCUUUGCUUGAGACCAUUGAUCCAAGAUUGGGAAGAGGAUUCUCACCUGAAGAAGUCGAGAUGGUUCUGAAACUUGGCUUGCUCUGCACAAAUGCUAUGUCUGAACCAAGACCUACCAUGGCACAAGUGGUGCAAUACCUAAACCGAGACUUACCCUUGCCGGAUUUCUCACCGGAUACUCCAGGUAUUGGAGCUUUUAUGCCGGUUUCAAUGGUAGCAGAAUCUGCAAUUGAGGUCCCUAGUGUAAGAAACUCAUCAUUUUCUAUGUUUGUUACUCACACGAUCUUGGACGGGCAUGGAAGAUGA
Molecule: messenger RNA, 1995 nt
Organism: Thlaspi arvense
Lineage: Eukaryota; Viridiplantae; Streptophyta; Magnoliopsida; Brassicales; Brassicaceae
Source: the annotation of a GenBank genome assembly